Aspergillus niger is the source of this 2049-nucleotide messenger RNA. RefSeq lists its product as uncharacterized. The record is from RefSeq and is a predicted model, not a curated record. The transcript has 2 exons. The coding region runs from base 1 to 2049 and encodes 682 amino acids. NCBI's taxonomy places the organism in Eukaryota, Fungi, Ascomycota, Eurotiomycetes, Eurotiales, Aspergillaceae.
AUGCCACUCCGUCCACCCGCUUCCCCGCUCUCGUUGGAAACAAUCUCGCCUUCCCCGCCAGACCUCGACUCCGAUCCCCUUAUCGCUUCCGACGAUGAUCUAGAUGACGAUGACCGGGCGGCUCGGGAUCAGCGCAUAGAGAAGCUGGCUCAGGCCUAUUGCCAUGGCACCCCACUUUUCAUCUUGUCCGCUUCGCUUCGCGGACCCUUCGAAAACGGAUGGGCCAACCCCUGGAAGAAAGACAGGCGAACGACUGGUGGUGGUCAUGUAGGGAUACACUCGGAGCACUCAGAAAGACCAAUUAUCCCAGAGACGAUCCCGCAGAAGCGGCCCCUAUACCGUGAAUCGUUAGGCAUAUCUCGCUCGAAGUCUGCUGUUCCUCUGUCCGACCCAACAUAUUCCUCGAAGAAAAGAGAGUCUCAAGGUGGCACGGCGGGGGAACCCUCAUCCAAACGGCCACGAGAUAGUCGUGGUCGGACAUCAAGCUCGAACAAUACACCAAAACCCAUUGCACUGCACAAGAGGACAAUCGAGACAAGUGGACAUUCGGAUGCGUUGACCCCAUUCCAGCAUACAGAGCAGAGCUGGUUGAAGAGGGACCGCGCAGAAAUCAACUUUCGAAAAGUUGAUCCCCCUACAUCUCCAACAACUACAGUAUCGUCUCGACAUCGGGAGGGAGGCCAUUACACAAUACAAGUUCCGGGCACAGAUUAUCGAGUCACAACGAAGAAUAUAUUGAGAGCACGUACAGACUCCCGAGACGGGACUACCUUUGACAGCCAUGUUCCGGACAGUGUCAAAGCUCAACUCACCAGCAGACACCCUGGAGUUCGACCGGAGACGGAGGACCAUGAGAACUCAAUAUGUGUACUUUCGUCAACGUCCCACCUAUCGAAAUUCGAAUUUCGUCGUAGGAAACGCUCAGCUGAUCCGGAACACGGCACCACAUCGCCAGUCCCGAUGCAGCUGGAGAAUGAACAGGUCUCUCAUCAAACAACUGUUGUCGAAGACAGCCGGGUCUCGAGUCAACCCGCACCAGUACCUCCAAACACAACUUCAAUGCAGGCCAUUGAAGUCGAUAUGCAGGUGAACGAGGAUAAUUCGCAUCAUCCAAAUGUAUCCGAACGUUCUGGUACUGUUGAUCACCAGGGAAACUCUCAAUCACGGAAGGUAUCAUCAACCACCACUGCUGAAGGUGUCAAUAUCAGCGAUAAAUACCCUUCCGCCCAGCGAGUGUCGGUAAAUCCAGCUCUGGCUGAAAAUGUUACCUCACUGCAGACGAUCUCCGCAGUGAAACCCAAUUCAGAAUGCGACAACGACACCAUUCCAGAUUUGCAUUUCAACACGCAGGCAGCGCUAUUACACGCGCAGAAAUCCUUCCAAAAUGAUCUGGAGAGUCAAGUUCCCAACCCAGGAGAAACUCAUAAUCAACCUUCAUCACCCGCCAACGACAUUACCCCUUUCCAUCGAAUGAACACUAGCAGAAUCGGUAAAUACUCCCGAGCCAUCCAUCCAGGAACUGCGCAUAUGCCAAUGAGCACACAAUGCAUCAUCGACGCCGUCACGCCCUUCACCUUCAGCACAGAAAAGAAAGCCAGGUCCCGAUUCAUAUCUCCCCAGAUGCCAUCGUCCAGUAGGAUAGACCGAGGGACUGCCACCCCCAACACAGGCUCGCCAUUGUCCUCGGAAUCGGAAGACGAGGAUGAAGACGAAGACCCAACCAUCCUCCCGCACAAAUCCCCUGCCGCCCAACAACAAACCCCAGACGACACCCAAGAAGGCAGCGCAUUGCCGAUGGCUCUAUCACAUUCUCAUCCGACCACCGUCCAAGACGGACAAGGUGUCGCCCCGGGUCCGGACAGCUUCAAUCUAAGUCAAGCAAUUGCCGACGCAGGGAGCUGGUUACAGCAAAGCUUCGACAUCAAUCAUGAAAUCCAGCAGUGCAGGAGCAGCGCUAAGUCAAGACCGUCGUCUUCGGCGGGGAUCAGUCGCUCUGCGUCUGGAACUAUACUGGGUCAUUCCACUUUGGACAGUGUGUUAUUGUGCUAG